CUGCUUGGUAAGUUUGAGAUGCAAGACAUGUUUAAGGAAGGGGACAUCAUGAUAGGUGGCAUUUUUCCUAUUUUUAAUAAGCAGGAGAAUAUUCCUGCAUCAUUUGAUGACCAACCUCCCAAAGUUAAAUGUAGAGGAUUUGACCUGCGAGCAUUUCGCUGGACCAGGACCAUGAUGUUUGCAAUAGAGGAGAUAAACAGGGACGCUCGUUUGCUCCCUAAAAUCACUCUAGGAUAUAAAAUUUCAGACUCUUGCGCCUCUCCUACUGUCGUCUUGAGAGCUGCACUUACUCUGCUGAGUAUGUCAGAAGAAAAUAGCUCUUCAUCUCAAUGUCAUCCGCCUCCCGUAUCGGCUUUUGUCGCGGAAUCGGGAUCAUCCCAGUCUAUAGCUGUUGCUGGGCUGCUUGGACCUUUUCGAGUUCCUGUGGUGAGCUACUUUUCAACGUGCGCUUGUUUAAGUGACAAAAAUAAACAUUCGACAUUUUUCCGCACAAUACCAAGUGAUUACCACCAAGCGAAGGCUUUGGCUUUCCUUGUCAGACAAUUCGGAUGGACGUGGAUCGGAGUUUUACAAUCUGACAAUGAUUAUGGAAGAAAUGGCAUAUCGGCUUUUACAAAGGAGGUGGAGGCACACGGGGUCUGCAUCGCAUUUGUGGGCACGAUUUUGCGCACAUAUCCCCAAAAUAAAAUCCUAGAAGUUGCGAAACUGAUAAAACAGUCGACAGUGAGGGUGAUUCUGGCGUUUGUUCCUGAGGGUGAUCUUUACCCGUUAAUGAGUGAAAUAGUGAAGCAGAACAUCACAGGAAUACAGUGGAUCGCGAGUGAAGCCUGGAUAACGGCCGACAGACCAUCAACUCCAGAGAUGUUCAGAUCAUUCGGUGGGACGAUAGGAUUUGUGGUCAGAAAGAUGGCCAUGCCCAAACUGGAGCCGGUUCUCAAAGAUAUCAGCCCCUAUCAUGAAGGAGAAUCCAGUUUUGUCAGUGAUUUUUGGGAAACGUUGGUGGGCUGUAAACCCCCGUCUGCACUAUCUGGUUUAAUUAACACCACGAAGGUGUGUUCAGGAGAGGAAAAAGUCAAUUACACUAAUAAAUUCUUUGACGUUACACAACUAAGGGUGGCUUAUAAUGUCUAUCAAGCAAUAUAUGCGAUUGCACACGCCAUACACCAAGUGAUGUUUUGUAAAAGUCCUGAUAGCAAUGUCUUGACCCCGUGUCGUACUGCUUCACAGUUAAAAACAGUACGUUUUGUAGAUGCUUAUGGAGAGGAAGUGUUUUUUGACAAGAACGGAGACCCGCCAGCCUCAUAUGAGCUUAUAAACUGGCAGCUGAGGGACGGACAAGUGCAGCACAUAUCGGUCGGUCACUUCAGUCCAGCAGCGAAUGGUGGAUAUGAACUCGUGAUCGAUGAAGACAAGAUCGUCUGGUGCACAGGGAACACGGUACUCCCAAAAGCUGUGUGCUCCGAAAUCUGUCCCCAAGGAACCAGGAAAGCUCGAAUCAAAGGACGUCCUCUGUGCUGUUUUGACUGCAUCCCGUGUGCUGAUGGUUCGAUAUCGAAUACAACAGGAGCCGCCGACUGCAUCACCUGUCCUGAAGAGUUCUGGUCCAAUGAGAGGAGAGACGGCUGCGUGAUGAAAAGCACAGAGUUCCUGUCGUUCACUGAGACGAUGGGAGUGGUUCUGAUUUCUGUCUCACUGUUUGGUGCUUGUUUAACUUUCUGUACCAUGCUGGUGUUCAUACGCUUCAGAAACACACCCAUAGUGAGAGCCAAUAACUCAGAGCUCAGUCUGCUUUUACUCCUCUCACUUAUAUUCUGCUUCCUUUGUCCCCUCACGUUUAUCGGUGAACCCUCGGCCUGGUCCUGCAUGCUGCGCCACACGGCGUUUGGUAUCACGUUCGCUUCCUGCAUUUCCUGCAUGCUGGGAAAGACUCUAGUCGUCGUAACGGCGUUCAGAGCGACUUUACCUGGAAACAACGUGGCAGGAAAGUUUGGGCCGGCGCAGCAGAGAACCUUCGUGUGUUCCUGCACGGCCGUUCAGAUCGGGAUCUGUGUUCUCUGGCUGAAUAUUAACCCUCCGUUCCCUGAUAAAGUCUUCACGCAGCACAGCAGAAAAAUCAUUUUAGAAUGUAACACGGGUUCUGACGUGGCCUUUUAUGCGGUUUUAGGAUACAUCGGCCUCCUCGCCCUCAUCUGUUUGGUUCUGGCCUUUUUAGCCCGAAAACUUCCCGAUAAUUUUAACGAAGCCAAACUGAUCACGUUCAGCAUGUUGAUAUUCUGUGCAGUUUGGAUCACUUUUAUUCCAGCGUACGUCAGUUCACCUGGUAAAUACACAGUAGCCGUGGAGAUUUUUGCUAUUUUGUCGUCGGCUUUUGGUUUACUGUUGUGCAUUUUUGCGCCGAAGUGUUACGUCAUUUUAAUCAAACCAGAACAAAACACAAAGAAACACGUCAUGGGGAAAAAUGCUAAAUUUUAG
This is a messenger RNA of Trichomycterus rosablanca, 2472 nucleotides long. RefSeq names its product extracellular calcium-sensing receptor. Gene Ontology annotation, biological process: G protein-coupled receptor signaling pathway. Gene Ontology annotation, molecular function: G protein-coupled receptor activity. The record is from RefSeq and is a predicted model, not a curated record. NCBI's taxonomy places the organism in Eukaryota, Metazoa, Chordata, Actinopteri, Siluriformes, Trichomycteridae. The coding region runs from base 19 to 2472 and encodes 817 amino acids. The transcript has 6 exons. Gene Ontology annotation, cellular component: plasma membrane.